Molecule: messenger RNA, 1635 nt
Organism: Schistocerca serialis cubense
Lineage: Eukaryota; Metazoa; Arthropoda; Insecta; Orthoptera; Acrididae
Product: synaptotagmin-5
Exons: 8
Coding region: 1-1440 (479 amino acids)
Biological process (GO): regulation of dopamine secretion; cellular response to calcium ion; regulation of calcium ion-dependent exocytosis
Cellular component (GO): membrane
Molecular function (GO): calcium ion binding; syntaxin binding; calcium-dependent phospholipid binding
Source: RefSeq, a predicted model, not a curated record
AUGGCCCACCAUCAGAAUAUCAGAAACAAACCUGUUACAAAGUACCACGUCAUGUUUGUUCCUGAUAUUCAGCGGGACUUCAACGUGAGCCAGCAGCAGCAUGCGGUGCAGCCGCCGCCUCAGCCGCAGCCGCAGCCGCCGCCGCCGCCGGGCGCCGGCGAGUCGACCGCGGCGGGCGGGCUGCUGCCGCACCAGUCGCGCUCCUACCCCAGCGGCGGCGCCAGGCUCGCCAGGACGCCCUCCGUGUCCUCGCAGGGCAGCCUCGACUCCAGCCUCUCCAGACAGAGCCAGGGGUCGCAGCGCGGCUCGAGCCCCGUGAUCCGCACGCCGCUGGGCGGGCCGGACCGGUCGCCGUCGCCGGUGGGCGCGCGCGCCGCCUCGCCGUGCCCCUCGUGCCCCGGGCCCGGGCCGUCGCCCUCGCCGUCGCCGUCGCCGUCUCCGUCGCUGCAGCAGGUGCAGCCGCAGCCGCGCGCCGGCCGCUGCCUGUCGCCGCUGCUGCUGUCGGCGGGGCCCGGCACGCCGCCGCCGUCGCGAGAGCCGCCCGCCUCGCCGCUGGGCGCGCUGCAGCCCGACCUGUACGCGCGCCGCGACGGCCCGCUCUUCCUGGACGCGCGCACCCGCGGCCGCAGCCUCGGCCGCCUCCACCUGCGCCUGCACUACGACUUCGACAAGUCCGACCUGCACAUACACCUCAUCGAAGCACAUGACCUUGCAGGCAGUGAACAAGGUGGCUUCAGUGAUCCAUACGUUCGACUCAGUCUUGUGCCACCUGUAGACAACCGUAAAAGACAAACAGCCAUACACCGUCAUGAUCCAAAUCCAUUUUUUAAUCAGCAUUUCAAAUUCCCUGUAUCACACCAGGAUUUACAGGAAAAAACACUUGUAUUGCAGGUAUUUGACUAUGACAGAUUUUCUCGGAAUGAUGUAAUAGGUGAAGUCAGGAUGUCAAUGGAAGAUCUAGAUGUGACAUCUAGUGUUGAAGUGUGGGGUGAAAUCAGCAAGCACAAAAAGCCUCCUGAAGAAUUACAAGAAGUUCUGCUGUCGCUCAGUUACCUUCCAUCUGCCGAACGCCUAACUGUUGUUUUGCUGAAGGCCAGAAAUCUUUUCCUACCUCCAGAUAAGGACACUGUUGAUCCAUUUGUGAAGGUGUACUUGCUAAAUGGUGGUAAAAGAGUGAAGAAAAAGAAGACUGCAGCAAGAAAAUCAAACUGCAAUCCAGUAUGGAAUGAAGCUCUAACUUUCAAUGUGGCAUCAAGCAUUUUACCACAGACUGCCGUAGAAGUAUGUGUGAUGGACCAAGGCAAUGAUCUCAUUGGACACACUCCACUUCUGGGAUGUUGUGUAAUUGGUCCACAAGAAGAGGGUCCUGAGCAAGAUCAUUGGAGAGAUAUGACCCAAAGUCCACGAAAGGCUGUGGCAAUGUGGCACACUCUCAGAUAGAUAUAUCAAGACAGGAUAUCUACCUUCAACAUAUGAUUUCUCACUGGAUCAGCAAAUAUGUAUUUUCCCUGAGGGCUAUUGUCAUGUGGCACUCUCUCAGGUAGAUCAAUAAGCAGAUCUGUUAUUAUCAUACAAAUUCUUUUUUUUUUUGUUCUCUCCGUUGCAAGAAACUUAAUGUACAAACAUUUUAACACA